GUUUUUUUUUUCCCUUUUUUUUUUUCACUGUUAGAGUUCUAAGCGAAGUGAUGUCCGGCCGCGGGAAGCAGGGCGGGAAGGCGCGGGCCAAGGCCAAGUCGCGCUCGUCGCGGGCCGGGCUGCAGUUCCCCGUGGGCCGCGUGCACCGGCUGCUGCGCAAGGGCAACUACGCGGAGCGGGUGGGCGCCGGCGCCCCGGUGUACCUGGCGGCCGUGCUGGAGUACCUGACGGCCGAGAUCCUGGAGCUGGCGGGCAACGCGGCCCGCGACAACAAGAAGACGCGCAUCAUCCCCCGCCACCUGCAGCUCGCCAUCCGCAACGACGAGGAGCUCAACAAGCUGCUGGGCAAGGUGACCAUCGCGCAGGGCGGCGUGCUGCCCAACAUCCAGGCCGUGCUGCUGCCCAAGAAGACCGACAGCCACAAGGCUAAAGCCAAGUAA
This is a messenger RNA of Falco peregrinus (peregrine falcon), 440 nucleotides long. RefSeq names its product histone H2A-IV. Lineage: Eukaryota; Metazoa; Chordata; Aves; Falconiformes; Falconidae. The coding region runs from base 51 to 440 and encodes 129 amino acids. The record is from RefSeq and is a predicted model, not a curated record. Gene Ontology annotation, molecular function: DNA binding; protein heterodimerization activity; structural constituent of chromatin. Gene Ontology annotation, cellular component: nucleosome. The transcript has a single exon.